This is a messenger RNA of Anopheles moucheti, 2608 nucleotides long. RefSeq names its product beta-1,4-glucuronyltransferase 1. The coding region runs from base 229 to 1644 and encodes 471 amino acids. Gene Ontology annotation, molecular function: glucuronosyltransferase activity. NCBI's taxonomy places the organism in Eukaryota, Metazoa, Arthropoda, Insecta, Diptera, Culicidae. The transcript has 4 exons. The record is from RefSeq and is a predicted model, not a curated record.
GUUUGGUUGGGAGUGUUUACCGUCUAGCGAUGGUACUGUCAAGCGCUCGUGCAAUCAGCGAGAGUUAAUGCAGUGAAGUUGUUGCUAGUUCGAACGCACGUGCAGAUCAGGGAACGUUUGUGUCACUCGAAAGCGAGUAAGAGAGUGAAUUUACCGACCGGUGAUACCAAGUGAUGAUUGUAUUUGCUCCGUGGUGUUCAUCUUGCAGUAGAUCAGCAAUCAUAAUCAAUGUUUCAGACAUGCCGCCUCUGGAAUCUCAGUAUUGCAAGCGUGCUAGCGUUAACACUGUCCAAUGUGUUCCUUACGGUGCGGUUGCUGCACAGCGGAGACUGCAACCAGUACAGCAGCGGUGUGGACGAGGGCGUCUCGAUGGUUCCGCGCGCCCCAAUACUGACACCGGCCACCUGCCUGGAGUACGUGCUGGCCGAAAGUCUCGCCAACAGUACGGAUAAGGCCGUCUUCUCCGGGCUGGAUCUCCGGUUGGGACGCUGGGAUACACGCCGUCUGUACAAGGUGUUCGACUUCGCUGUGGUGGGCGAACGCUACCCGGAGCUCUCCGAUAGCUACAGCGUGUGUCUAGCGACACAGAGCUCGCUGGAGAAGAUAUACUCGCUCGUCCAGGUGUCCCACCACUGGUCCGGACCCAUCUCGACCGCAAUAUUUGCCGCCGGCAACGAUGAGCUGUACCUGCUGCAGAUCUAUCUCUCCUACCUGCGGGCCUGCUUUCGCCCGAUCCGGGAGCGGGUUAGCUUUCAUCUGGUGCUGCCAAAGGAGCGCACACCAACGCAUCUGAAGAGCGUACACGUAAGCGAUUUCACCAAGUUCGACUGUGCCAAACCGGAAGCGACCCUGAACGAUUUGCUCAAGCUGCGCAAACCGGACACGAGCAAGUGGCGCAUCAAGAAUCCGUACCCGCAGAACCAUCUGCGCAACGUCGCCCGGAAGGGUUGCCAGUGCAGCCACGUGUUUCUGACGGACGUUGAUAUCGUGCCGAGCGUUAACUUUGCCGAGCAGCUGGACAAGUUCCUGCGGAAGCAGAAACCGCACCAUCUGACGGCGUUCGUCGUGCCGACGUACGAGCUGGACGAGCGGGUACGGUUCCCGCGCAACAAGACUGACCUCAUACGGCUGGCAAACAAGGGCCUGGCGCGCCCAUUCCAUCACAAGGUGUUUAUCUACAACCAGUUUGCGACAAACUUUUCGCGGUGGCAGGCGGACGUUUCCGAAAGCGACGAAACGAAGGUGUCGCACAACGUGACGAACUUUGAGUUUCUUUAUGAACCGUUUUAUGUUGCACCCGACACGGUACCGCCGCAUGAUGAGCGUUUCCUUGGUUAUGGUUACACGCGCAAUACGCAGGUGUACGAAAUGUUUGUGGCAGGCUAUCAGUUCCAGGUACUGACGCCCCUGUUUACCGUGCACUGGGGCCUGCAGAACAAGAAGAGCCGACCGGCGUGGCGCGAACGUCAGAACAACGUCAAUCGCAAGUACUUCGAGGUGUUUAAGCGCGAAGUGUUUGCACGCUACCACAAGGAUCCGCUGCGAAUGCUGCUGCCGAAGAAGUCCCCGAAGCAGCAGCACGGGCCGGGUGCGGUCGGGCCCGGUGUGGCCGGUGUUGCGGUCGGUGCUGGGGAGAAGCAUUAGUAACAAGAAGCAGAAGAACGGGGAAUGUUGCGUUAUAGAUAAACACGAUUCGAUCGGGUCGCGUCGGCGAGUACGGCAGUGAAACAUGUAAAUUAAUACAAAAGAAAAAAAAAACCGAUCACAAAUGAAGACAUCACCCGGCGCCCGGUACAAAUGAUAGGCAGUCCACCCGUUGGCAGUAAGGCAUGUUGAUAGCUUUUCACCGUUCCACACACUACUAGAGUACUCUGUUCGCCAGGAUGUGUUGCACGGAGCGUGUGCGAGCAAACGCUGUUCCGCACGUGCAGCAGUGCAGGUUUAAGGCUACUAUCCCUAUUGUUCUCUUCGCUCUUCACGUCCAUGUUGUUUGUAGUGCCACCCAAGCAAAGCAAAGCAGGCCGAGCCGAGUUCGUUUGUUCGAGCCAGAAGUACAGACAAACUGGCACGCAAUAAUUACUAUCCAAAACAUAAUAAUACUAUGUAAUUUUUCGUUUAUGUUCAUUCGUUCCGGCAGAUAAUAGCAAACUAUUGGAAGGUAAAACCCAAAAAAAAACCAACCGUUUAAGAAGCUUAAGCACGGCAAAGGGUAAGUGUUUUCCAAGGGUAGAGCUGUAUUUCACGUGCAAAUGUUGCAGUUUUAGGUGUUUAGGUUAUGAGUCACCUCGUUUACAAAAAAAAAAGAAAAAACAUUCUAGAAACUAUAAUCCCCGUACAAAGAAUGCUACCACCAAAAGGCGUUUAACCGUACAGGCUACGGGCCGCAAAAUGGCAGCCACCGGCGCCAUGUUUAGAUAAAUUGUAAACCCAAACUUGAUCUCACGCGUUGGAGAAAAUCGAAGUCUUAUGCUUUGUGCUAAAAUGAAACUAAUCCCUAGCGCCUAGACUUAUUUGUUGAUGUUCGUCCGUUGUAUAUAGGUAUUUUGUAAGGCGUAGGAUGUGACGAAAGUAAAUGCCAUAAAUAAAUGUGACGAUUUUUGAAUUUUCA